This is a messenger RNA of Aspergillus versicolor CBS 583.65, 466 nucleotides long. RefSeq names its product YciI family protein. The record is from RefSeq and is a predicted model, not a curated record. Lineage: Eukaryota; Fungi; Ascomycota; Eurotiomycetes; Eurotiales; Aspergillaceae. The transcript has 4 exons. The coding region runs from base 17 to 439 and encodes 140 amino acids.
GUCUUCUGUGUUCGAUAUGUCACUUUUCCAUGUGUCAGCCAGAUUCUCGCGGUGCUUGAAAUCUAGUACUCGACAUGCCAUAGCUACCAAACGCACCGUAGUGACAGCCGCUAGGAAGGAAUGGCUCUGCAUCCUCCCCGACAAGCCUAACGUCCUAGAAUUACGGAAGAAGGUUAAACAAGACCAUUAUAACGGAAUCCCGGCUCUUGUCCAGUCAGGGAGGAUGUUGGCAGGUGGUGCCAUGCUCGACUCGCACCCAGAAGAGGGGAAAGAGGUGCCCUUUCGCGGAAGCAUGAUUAUCUAUACUGGUGAAACGGUAGAAGAAAUCCGCGGGCUUAUCAAGGAGGAUGUGUACGCGAAGAGUGGCGUUUGGGAUAUAGACAAUGCGCAAAUAAUCCCAUAUGUUUCGGCAGUGCGUGAACCAUUGGUGAACGGUUAGGGUACGGAUAGUUAUAUUUAAUGAAGC